AGAGACAAAGCUGAAGUUGGUUCUCAUUUCUGGCUGGGGUUUACAAAUCAAUUGAAACUGUUUUAUGGAUUCUGUUUUCAGUGUAGAAUAAUUUUGUCCAGGUUUGAUGUGUCUAGCUGUUGUAGUUUUAUAAUAGGAGCAGAUUAAAGAUGCCCAUGGUGUGGAAAUUUGGUUCCCAAACGGGAAACCAGAAAUGGGAACCAACAUCUGUUCUUUAGGUGUGGGGUGGAGACACGGGAAGGUCUGUGUGUUCCUCUAGGAAAACUUCAAAGGUUCAAACAUUGUCAGGUCAUUUGCUGAGAGCACUAAAUGGAGGGUCACCUCAUCCAUGCAUAGCUGAUUUCCUGUUGGGAUUUCAUUUCUUCUCAGCCCAAAUGGAAAAGGCAAACCACUACAAAAGAACUCUUCUACUCAUCAUCCUCAUUACCUGUGUUUUCAUAAUCUUUCAUUUAAGAUCACCCAGAUCAAAUGGCUUCAUCCCAAAACGACGUGGGCCUCGAUAUGUUUGUAAACCAUUAAUUACUGAGCAGACCAUCACUCCUCUUAAAAACACCAAGCAUCUACUGGUUUCCGCCUUCAUGGAUCAGAGAGUGAAAGGUUUUGAUGUACGGAUCAUCGGCAUGUUUCUGAGAGACUCUAUUCAACCACUCUACUGCCUUUUCUGCUGUUCUGGCCAUUUAAAUGGAACAAAGCCAGCAAUGGUUUUACCUCACACGGACCACUUUGGGUUUCCCUUUGGUGCUACAGACGUUAUGUGUCAGUUACCUAAAAACUGCGAUGUGUCACAUGUCACCCUUCUUACUCGGCCCAGUACAAGGGAUGUAUCUGACCUCAGCUGGAUUCCUGUGAAAAACAAGAAAACCCGUGGAAAAGAUGAGCUGACGGAAAACUUCACUGUCUGCAUUUCCACUCUGUUUGGGAAAUACAACAACGUGCUUCAGUUUGCACAGUCUCUGGAGAUGUACAGGUUACUUGGAGUGAACAGAGUGGUGAUUUACAACAAUAGCUGUGGCCCAGACCUUGAGCAUCUUCUGCAAAGUUAUGUCCAGGAGGGAUUUGUGGAAAUGGUUCCUUGGCCCAUUGACAAGCACAUGAAUCCGUCUCAUGGCUGGCAACGCUCACAAUCUGAAGGAGAUAUCCACUACUUUGGCCAGCUAACCACACUGAACGAGUGCAUUUAUAGAUCCAUGGAUCGCUCACGCUAUGUCCUGUUGAAUGACAUUGAUGAGAUCAUCAUGCCAUAUAUGCACAACAACCUGAUGUCUCUAAUGGACAGACUGCAACCACUGCAUCCUGAUGUUGGUGUGUUCCUUAUUGAAAACCACGUCUUUCCCAAGAAGUAUCUUGACCCUAGUGGGAAAUUUCAUCUGCCUCAGUGGAGAGGGGUGCCAGGAAUUAAUAUUCUGGAGCACAUUUACAGGGAAGACCCUGACAGAGACAUAUACCAUCCAUACAAGAUGAUAGUUCAACCAAGGAUGGUGGAGCAGACUUCUGUUCAUGAAGCGCUCAAGUAUUUUGGAAAAACCUACAGAGUCCCGUUAGAGGUGUGUCGUCUGAUUCAUGUUCGUGUGGCUCUGCGUAGAUCAUUGACUCUCGAGCAGCUCAAUGUGGACAAACGACUGUGGGACUUCCAGGAGAAACUUAUUUCUAAUGUGGACAGGGUUCUGGGCAAGUUGGGGUUUCUAACAAUAAAGAAUUAAAGUUAAUGGGAAAAAAGGACAGGGUAUUUUCUUAAGAGGUUAAAACUUGAUUGUACACCUACAGACUGUUAAACAUCUAUUUAACAAUUGCUAUGGCAAUUUGAAUGAAGGUGAUUUCAAUUCUUAAAACACAAUAAAUGUUGACAACAGCGCUAGAAACUAUUUCCUUUACAAAUAUUAUUUGAGACAUUUUGGGUGCUUUGUGUGGAAUAAAGGCUAGUUUUAA
Messenger RNA from Nothobranchius furzeri (turquoise killifish), 1926 nucleotides. RefSeq lists its product as uncharacterized. Gene Ontology annotation, cellular component: cytoplasm. Gene Ontology annotation, molecular function: glycosyltransferase activity. The record is from RefSeq and is a predicted model, not a curated record. NCBI's taxonomy places the organism in Eukaryota, Metazoa, Chordata, Actinopteri, Cyprinodontiformes, Nothobranchiidae.